GUCAACACGAAAGGUCAAGCUUUCUGUAUAAUACCAACAAAACAUUUCCACGAAAAUCUUUUGCCUUUUUGGAAAACCAUUACAUACCACAUGACACAAUUCCAAAGCCGUCCAUGAAAGAAGCUACAUCCCUAAACUCCUCCGUUGCCGGACUUCCAUGUCCCUUUGAAAUUCCGAAGAACAUGGAGCUCCUAAGCCCUUCUCACCGUCCUGACCACACUCUCUCACCUGAUCUCCUUUCUGGGUUCUCUUCUUCCGCCAGUUUCCGACAUGGGUUUGACAGGGCGGCCAGUUUCCCGUUGCCAGAGCAUGUUUCCGACGAUGGAAAUAGAGUAUAUGUGGCCGUCGGAAAGGGUUUCGAGAAAUUCGUGAGCUUGCUUCAUUGGACUUUCAAACGUUUCAAGGGUAAAGAAAUUUGUAUUGUUCAUGUUCAUCAGCCUUCGCAGCUAAUCCCCACUCUCUUAGGAAAAUUUCCAGCAAGUCAAGCAAAUGCUGAAGUUGUGUCUGCGUAUAGGAAGGACGAGAGAGAACAGACAAUGAAGCUUUUGCGAAAUUACUUGAGCCUUUGCUCUGAAGCAAAGGUUAAAGCAAUCUUCAUAACUAUUGAAGCUGACUAUAUUCAGAAAGGAAUUGUAGAUUUGGUGAGCAAGCAUGGCAUUAGAAAGCUUGUUAUGGGGGCUGUGCCAAAGAAAUGUAUAAAGGUGAAAAAGAGCUCCAGCAAAGCAAAUUAUGCCGCCAAAAAUGCUCCCCCGUUCUGUGAGAUAUGGUUUGUUAACAAAGGGAAACAUGUAUGGACAAGAGAUGCUUCUGAAGGCCCAAGUUCUUUGCCUUCAUGUGGUCAGCCACAGAGCGAAAGCACUGAAAUCUUUAAGUCUAAAUCAUUUCAAUAUGGUAAAAAUAAGUUAAUCCACCCAGAUUGUCUUCAAUCCAGUUCUGCUGAGAUUACAAUAUGUGCUGGAAUUAGCAACAGGGUUAUAAGUGAACCACUCAACGCAGAAUUGGUAUCAUCCACAACUGUGUCGCUUUCUACUGAUACUUAUUUCUUCCAACGUGUCCAAAGUUCAUGUAGUCUAACAACUGCUAGUAGUAGUUCAGGAUAUAAUUCUUCUGAAAGAAGGGUGUCUUCAGAUUUUGAUUUAAAGGUUGAGGAUGAGAGCUUAUGCAGUCAGCUUAUAGAUCUCAAGUUAGAAGCCGAGGUUUCGAGGAGUAAGGCACUUGCAGAGCUUGUAAAGCGAAGAAAACUGGAAUCAGAAGCUAUGGAAACCAUAAGCAAGGUCAAUGUAUUUAAGUCUGCCCAUGCACGUGAAAUCAAACUUAGAAAAGAGGCUGAGGAUGUUCUGAGAACUACAUUAGAGGAACAAGAAAAACUCUUGGAAGAAAGAGAAGAGAUAACUAAAGAACUUCGAAGGACCAUGAGAAAUGUUGCUCUUCUAGACAGUCGUGCCCAGGAAGCCAAUCGUAGGCAUGAUGAAGCUGUGGGGGAAUGGAACCUAAUUCAAGCAUCAAUUGCAACUCUAAGGCAGGAAAAGCAGCGGAUUCGACGACAGAAGAUGGAGGCCCAACACUGGCUUGAGCGUUGGAGAAGUCAUGGACAAGCUGGAGCUGCAAACUGUAAUGGUCUCAUUGGGUUUGUUGAAGAAUUACCUGAUUUGGCAGAAUUCUCAUUGUCAGAUGUGCAAACUGCAACAUGUAAUUUUUCUGAAAGCUUCAAAAUCGGAGAGGGAGGCUAUGGUUGUGUUUACAAGGGGGAAAUGUUGGGUAGAACUGUUGCUAUUAAGAAGCUGCAUCCACAUAACAUGCAAGGUCAAUCAGAGUUUCAACAAGAGGUACAAGUUCUUGGCAAAUUACAGCAUCCUCAUCUUGUGACAUUACUUGGCAUAUGCCCAGAAGUGUGGUCCAUUGUAUACGAGUACUUGCCCAGUGGCAGCCUCCAAGAUCACCUUUUCCAGAAAAGCAACAUUUCUCCCUUGACAUGGAAGACCCGAACACGGAUCAUUGCUGAAAUCUCCAGUGCCCUUUGCUUCUUGCACUCUUCGAAACCUGAAAAGAUUGUUCAUGGAGAUUUGAAACCCCAAAACAUACUCCUAGAUUCUGAACUCAGCUGCAAGAUAUGUGACUUUGGGAUUUGCAGGCUCAUAACUGAGGACAACCUAUGUUGUCCCAGUUUUCGCCGGAACACUGAACCAAAGGGUGCUUUCCCAUACACAGAUCCAGAGUUCCAGAGAAUUGGAAUCCAGACUCCCAAAUCUGAUAUUUAUUCUUUUGGGAUAAUCAUUUUGCAAAUGCUCACAAGAAGACCUCCAGUUGGCUUAGCAGGUGAGGUUCGCAAGGCAUAUUCAUGUGGGAAAUUAGGAUCGAUCUUGGAUUCAUCAGCUGGGGAAUGGCCUAUUUCUGUGGCUGGGCGAUUGGUUGACCUUGGGCUGCAAUGUUGCGAGUUGAGCAGUAGGGGUAGACCGGAUCUAACACCUUCCCUGGUGCGGGAACUAGAGCAGUUGCAUGUCUCUGAAGAACGGCCAGUGCCAUCUUUCUUCUUGUGCCCAAUUCUUCAGGAAAUAAUGCAUGAUCCGCAAGUUGCAGCCGAUGGAUUCACUUAUGAAGGUGAAGCCAUCCGUGGAUGGUUGGAAAAUGGUAAAGAGACUUCGCCAAUGACAAACUUAAAACUGAAUCACUUGCAUCUUACUCCCAAUCAUAUCCUCCGGCUUGCUAUUCAGGAGUGGCUUUGCAAAUCAUGAAAUUUCGGUAAUUUAUGAUUGUAAUCUUUGUUGUAUAGUAUAUGCCCUUAUGGAAAGUAUCACUGAAUUUGAUUCAUUCGAAGCCAAGCGUUAUGUUGUAUUUAUACAUGUAUAGCAGUACGUACCUUUAAGGUCAUCCCUCUCAGUUGUAGGUUUAACAGUGGUAGGAUUAGGGAUUGGUUGGUUUGUUGUUACUGUUUGGGAUGAAUCAAUGAGCUAAAUGAGGAAAAUAACCAAUGAUAUGCAA
Molecule: messenger RNA, 2979 nt
Organism: Ziziphus jujuba (common jujube)
Lineage: Eukaryota; Viridiplantae; Streptophyta; Magnoliopsida; Rosales; Rhamnaceae
Product: U-box domain-containing protein 33
Exons: 7
Coding region: 114-2732 (872 amino acids)
Biological process (GO): protein phosphorylation; protein ubiquitination
Molecular function (GO): ATP binding; protein kinase activity; ubiquitin-protein transferase activity
Source: RefSeq, a predicted model, not a curated record